GAGGCUGCUGAGGGAAGAGCACCCUCUUCUUGUUCUGGUUCAGAACUCUGUCCUGGUUCGGUAGAUGUUGGCAAUGAUUCAGCCAUAGCAGAGGAAGGAAAUGAUCAUCAGGAAUCCACUGAAAAUGUUGGUUUAUCAGAUUUACUAGAUGAUGAAGAUUCUGCACCAGAAUCGGAUAUUUUUGCUGAUAUGGAAACUGUGAAUGACAAUAUCUCUGGCAAAACACACCCUGAACCGGGACUGGUUAUGUCAGGCAGUGACCAGGAGGGCUCCGACACUGUAGACUCUCCUGACUCUCCUGAUUCUAAUCAUGACUCAGACUCAAAAAAUUCUGAAUCUCCCAGUCCCAUGUCAGAGAGACCAAGUGCUGAUUCGCGACAUCUGUGCCACAUAGAAACCUUAUUGGAGCAUAUGAACUCUAAACUAGAUAUAGUGCUAUCCAAUCAAGGGAGAGUAAAUAGGGCAUUGGCACCCACGAGCAAGCGACUUCAAAAACCUCAUUGGAUCUCACUGCCCGUUCUAAGGCCAGAAGCAUUUAAAGAAUUUGAAAAAAAUCUUGAAGAUGAUGAUAAAUUUGAUGCAUUUACUCACUACAUUGAGGCUCUUGGAAUCCCAGAUGAUGAGAGUAAGGCUACCAAGAAACUCAUGCCUGAAUUUUUUUCAGACUGGAUGGCAGACAAAUUUUCAUUUCAUGGGCAGGGGUCAAAGUUAGCUUUCAAGGAUACCAAAAUGUGGGAGGCUUUAGAAGCCGUAUUGUACAUCAAGUAUGGUACCGACCUUUCUCAGUUCAUCAAAGAUAUGCGGUCGUGGUUCCGCAAUGCAAAGGGCAGGAAAAGGGGGAAGAUCCCUCCUCCACCCCUCCCCAAGCCUCGCCAUAAGUGACAAUUAGUCUAUGUCUAUGUUUUUGUUCCCCCAUGGUAAUUAUUUCAUUGUAUGAGAGCAAUAGACUUUAUUAUUUAAUAUUCUCCAUGUUGUUCUGAGAGAUAUAGUGUUUAUACUUUAUUAUUUAAAUACUCUCCAUGUACUGAG
This is a messenger RNA of Frankliniella occidentalis (western flower thrips), 1029 nucleotides long. RefSeq lists its product as uncharacterized. The coding region runs from base 190 to 882 and encodes 230 amino acids. NCBI's taxonomy places the organism in Eukaryota, Metazoa, Arthropoda, Insecta, Thysanoptera, Thripidae. The record is from RefSeq and is a predicted model, not a curated record. The transcript is spliced from 7 exons.